CAACCAGCCAGAACCAGAGAUCCACUUUGGACUUCCUCUCUUUCUGGGCUUCCAUCUGUAAAAGCCUGUUUCUCUGUGGCUGCAGCAUGCUUUCAGGAGCCUGUUGACCAGACAGGAUGUCGUCAGACCUCUACCUCAGCGAUGGUCAGUCAGAGCGGGGGUUCGUCCCCUUGGACAUCGACAACGUCCAGAUUCUGCUGCAGGUGGAACAGGAGCAAAUCCAGAAGAGAACCUUCACCAACUGGAUCAAUGCUCAGCUGGCAAAGCGGAGGCCGCCAUCUAAGAUUAGAGACCUGUUCCAUGAUUUCCGUGAUGGCUCUAAGCUGCUGGAUCUACUGGAGGUGAUGAGCGGUCAGCGCAUCAAUCGGGACAAAGGACGAGGGAUGUUUCAGAGCAGGAGCAACAUUGAGAAAGCACUUUCCUUUCUGAAGAAAAAAUCGGUCAAACUGGUCAACAUAAACAUUCCUGACAUCAUUGAAGGUAAACCCUCCAUCAUUCUGGGCCUCAUAUGGACCAUCAUCCUUCAGUAUCAUAUCGAGGAGCUGGCCAGCUGCCUCUCCUUUGAUUCCCGCCAGUCGUCCAUGGAGUCUUUGGCCAGUUUGGACACUCGCUCCACGCUCUCCAGCCGCUCGGCCAGCAGCAGCCCUGUUCCUGCUAAAGGCUCUCCUCUACAUAGCCGCUUUAGGGUUUCUGCAAAGAAAGCUCUGCUGCUCUGGGUGCGGGAGCAGUGCCACAGAGCUGGCUGCACCCUGAGCAUAAAGGACUUCAAGGCGAGCUGGAGGAGCGGCGUCUUGUUUCUCGCCAUCCUGAAUGCUCUCAGACCCAACCUGGUCAAUCUGUCCAAAGCCAGAACCAGGACCAACAAGCAGAACCUGGAGGAGGCCUUCCACAUGGCAGAGAUGGAGCUAAAGAUUCCUAGACUCUUGGACCCCGAUGAUGUAGAUGUCAGAGAUCCAGAUGAGAAGUCCAUCAUGACCUACGUGGCUCAGUUCCUGCAGUACUCCAGAGAUGUGCCGGCCCAAGAGGAGGAGAUGCAGACACAGAUCUUGACUCCUCCUAAAAGCCCUUCACCUGUCAGCCUGCCUGUUCACUACACUCCUGCUAUUUCUGCUUCACCUCUACGGCAGGCGACGCCGGAUCGAAAGGCGCAGGAAGUGACCUGCUGGCUUCUUCAGGCCUAUGAUGAGCUGUUGGAAGGAUGGGACUCCACAGAAGGAGAAAGCUACUCUGAGCGAUACCAUGUUUUCCAGACCUUCCUGGUGUCUUUCAAUGAGCAGCGCCGGCCCAUCAUGCCUUUGCUGACCUCCAUGAAACGAGCCCCAAAGCUGAGCGAGCAGCAGCAGGCUCUGAGGGAAGCCUGGGAAUCCCUCAAUCAAAAGCUGCAAGAAUACAAAGCUGAGUUAGACCGGAGUCUCCCGGCCCCCCUGGACACCAUAGCUCAGUGGUUGGUUAAAGCAGAAGGAGCUUUGGCGGAGGAACAGGGGGAGCCCCCGGAUCACGGCCGUGCCGCUGAUGAAGCCAGAGAGAAACAAGAGCUGCUCAAGAUCUGUUUGGAUGAGAUGCCGCAGCAGCUGAAAGUCUUCCAGUCCUUCCCAAACCUCAACGAGUUUGGAAACACAAUGGUUCCAUCAGAAAAGAUGGAUGAGCUGAAGAGAAGCCAAGACCAAAGCAGCAUACUAGCAGACAAAGGAAGAUGCACCGCCGUCCUCAACAGUUCAGAUUACCAGGACAUGAUUCUCAAUCUACUGAGUGACACCAACACGUUUGAAAAGAUACCAACACACCUACAAAACAAAAUCACAGACUACCUCAAACAAGAAAUAAACAAACAGGAACUGCCAUCUGUGCUGGAAGCUGCCCUUCAGAAGCUGAAACACAUUGCAGAGAAAUAUUCCAGUAAAUCUGCCCUUGCUGCAGAUUACCACCGUGUCAGUCAGCAGGUGAAGCAGCUUGAGGAGAACACUGCUGCGGUUCUGGAGGAGAUGUCCUCAGCCAGGAUCAGGAUGAGCCGGGUCCUGUCCGCCUGGGACUCCUACAAUGACUGCCAGAGCUCCAUUCAGGCGUGGCUUGAACAGGGCUCUGUGACUCCCAGCCAUGGACACUCAUGGAUGGCUUCUCAAUGGGUGACGUUUGAGUCCAUGAGUGAGUGGGGCUCCAGGCAUGCCCAUUUAAAUGAGGUGAGCCAGUUUCUGAUGGAGUGCACAGACCCUCAGACCAGCAGAGCUCUGGCUGAGGAGCGGCGGAAACUCAACAAGCACUGGGCAGAGUUUGUAGAAAGAACCAAUCUGGAAAACUCAACAGAGCGGAGUGCUGAUGUCACAGCUAGCACCUUCCAGGACCUCCAGCAUUUGAUCAGAGAGGCCACUCUGAUUCUUAAAGAGCCUCUGGAAGCAAUGGCGGGUCCUUUAAGAGUGUACAGGAAACGGCUACAGUUCACAAUAAGAAAGAUAAAGGAAGUAAAUCUUGGUACCCUUGAGCCAUCUGCAGAGUGUCCACCUGAUCAGCUACAGAAACUCCGGCUUGCUAUUCCUGAAGUAAUGCAAACCCUGUUUGAAGCUGAAAAGGUUUGUGCUGAGCUCCAGCAUAGUGUCACUGGGUUGGACACCAGACUAGCUGAACUCCUUCUCUGGGAAAUCGAGGCCAGGGAGUUGUACUCAGUGCUGAGAGCCACAGAUCGACAACAAUCAGUACAAGGCCAGGACCCACGAGCCAGGAUCAUCAUUUCCCGUGGUCUUCAACUAGAGGGCCAGGUGGUCACAGAGGAGCAGGACCUACAGGUUAUCGUUAUGACUAGUCAGAAAACCACCCCCAUCCAAUACCUUCAUGCAUCUGCUAUGCAGAAACGGGUCCAAACUGCCGUUUCCCAGUCCCAGGAAGCUAUCGGUUUGCUCAGUAGCCUGGGUUCAAGGAGAGACAGAAGCAGAAGCCCUCCUGAAGCUGUCCAACCAUCAAAAGUCUUCAUCCAGGCUAAAGCUACACCUCAACACCUGAGAGAGUCAGAGACUGCACUGCCAACUCAUCAGUCAGAGAUGAACGUCAUCUCACAUUGGAGUCAGGAAACCUUUGUGCCAAAGAUAGUAGUGCAAGAAAGCAGAGAAGAAAAGAUGUCUCCACCAAUGCCAUAUACCUAUGCAGAGGCUGUUAUGCAGACAGGUACAAGGGCACGUGAAGAGGUCCAAUUUCAGGUUUGCCAAAAUGCCAGCGUGGAAAGAAAUCAGAAAGUUCAAGAUACCCAUGAGCAACAAGUCCUGCAAAAGGAACUUUCCAAAAAAUCUGAUCAAGAAAAGCUCCAAGCAUUAAAUUACAAACUGGAACCCAAACCAGAAGAAAAGAAAGAGAAAGAGAUGGUUCUAGAGCAACCACGCAAGGCCAAGCAGAAGGAACAAGAAAAUGAGAGCAUAGUUUGUCAGGUUCAAUUUGAACAGCAGAGCCUUGCAAAUGUAAAAGAAGAAACCCCUUUUAAACUGACAGCUGACAUUUAUCAGGAGAGUUCACAUCAGCAACCACCUGCAAAGAAAAAGUAUCUGAGUUCAAAAGAACUCCAGAGCAGAAAGGCUCAGGCAACAAAAAAUCGACCAUGGCUUCAGAAAACAACCCUAGCAGAAAAUAAAAGCCCAGAAUCUUCUCAAAAACAAGAUCCUGUCCAUUCAAGACAAGUCAAGUCACAGUUAAAAAGAGAAACAAAGUCUGCUCAGGUUGUUUCCCAAAAUACACCCAGAGGUAGGGCACACCCAGAAUUACAACAAAAGGUGACAAAGCAGUCACCAAAUGAACAACACCAGUCUUUAAGGUUAGACCAGCAACAGCGACAAAAGACGCAGGUUCAAAGCUUUCAGAAACGGGUACAACCACCUGUAAAGCAGGCUGAACCUGAUUUAGAAAACAAGGGUCAAUCCCAAGUCCAGUCUUUUACAAAGCCAGAAUCUACUGCAAAGGUUCAGCCUCAGUCAGCGGCCCAGCCUCAAGAACAGUCCAAAGGUCUGGCUUAUACUUGUGCGAAUAGUCAACUAACAACCAUGUCCCAAACCAGAAUAGGUGAAACUCUGUCACAGAAACAAACAUCCCCACUAAACCAGAGUCCCUCUCAAACAAGUGUCUUUUAUGGAUCUCGGCUUCCCUUGAAUACGCUGGAAGGGCCUCCAGUCAGACCCACCCCUACAGUUCAGGCCCCUCUACCAGGUCCCAUCCAACUCCCUUUGCCUUCCCAUAUCCAGCUUCGUAGUCAUCCACAGUCUUGGGCUCCUGUUAGACCACCUUCUCCUAAGCCACCAACAACUGAUAGGCCUGAAACCUGUGGUCAGCAAAGUUUCACUCAGUCUCAAUCCCAGCUGCAGUUUUUUAAGCAAUCUCAUCUUCUCAGUCCUUCAACUCCACAAAUCCAAGCAAAUGAUCAAUCUCCUGCCCCACAUCAGCCUCGGGCUUAUCUUCAAAGCCCUUCCCAGUCAGUUUCCCAGGCUCAAAUCAGUCCUCAACAAAGAGCAAUCCUUCAAACUGAUGCCCUUUCCACAGAGCGAGCUGUCAAAUCAAAGUCAGGGGCCAAUCAGCCUCAAACACCAAUUUACGAUGAAUCAAAAUGUCAACCUGUAGUCCAUUAUCAAGCUCGUUCAGCCUCUGAUCCCACAAGUCUCACUCAGCCAGCAGUCCUACACCAAGGUCUUUAUUCUCAAGGCCAACUGCCUGCUUGGCAUGAAGUUGGAGGUGGGACACAAAUGCCUAUCCAACAUCUUCAAACUACUGUUCAACCUUUUCCUUACCUUAAUAUAUACCCCCAGCCUUGUUUUCCAUCCCAGCAGUGGGCAGAAAAACAAGAACUACAAAAUCAAGCCAUUUCCCAACACAGGCACCCAGUUUCACAAUUAUACCCUCAGCAGAUGACUCAUGCUUUACAUUCUCAGGGGUAUCCAGCAGGUCAAGCCUCACCCCAGUGGGCUCAGCAAGGAUCUCAGAUCAGUCCCCAUGGCUAUAUUGUUGGUCUAUCCUGUACAAAGCCUCAAAUAAGUCCCCAGACAAGCACACCAUCCUGGACUCAAGCCCAUUCCCAACAGAGCCAUAUCCAACAGGGCCCUCCAAUAGGAGCUUAUCCUUUAGUACAGAAUGAACAAGGUCAGAUUCAGCAAAAGACCUGGUUCCAGCCUCAGCCUCAGGCUUACCACCAGCCUGUGUCUCAACCUUAUUUUCCAGCUCAGCAAUCAAUCCACGGGCAACAUCACACUCAGCCUCAGAUGCAAAUUCAAAUACCUCUACAACCACCGCCCCCACACAAUGCUCCUCCUCAGCUCUCUACACAGAACCAAGGACACACUCCUCAAGGCCAGUCCCAAACACAAACCCAGCAGCAACCAGCGCUACAAACUAAAAUACAUACCAAAACCAAUCAGCUUCCGUCUAUAACCCCUAUUCAGUGGUCCUCUCCUCAGCCCACACAUGCCCAGGUGCUGCCAAACCCAGUGCCUGAGAGCAAAAGUUCUUCACCUCCAGAACCCAAACCUCUGGCCUUAGCACACUCAGAUCCAUCAGUUGUGUGUUUACCAUCUCAGCCAAAGGUGGAGCCAUCAGUUGGCUUAGAGAAAGAAGGUGUAACUGAUCACAAACAACAAAUUGCCACAGCAACAGUAAAUAUUGAGUCUUCACCAAAAGACGGGGAACAGAAAUGCAUUAAUGAAGAAACUGUGACCCAAUCAGAGACAUGGUCCAAAGCACAUUCUCUAGAUGUAACUGGUGUCGUGUCUGUCAUACAGCCUUUACCUGAACCUCAGGGGCAGAAAAUGUCUGUGGUAGUAAGACCGAGCAAGAUUGAUAUUGAAUCUACACAGCCACCCGGCAUGACAUCAGAAACUGCCUCAGAACCAACAGCUCAGACACAAAUUCAGCCUGUUGUUCAACCAGCGACUGAACUUAAGGCACAAUCACUAACACCGUCCAAACCCCAGAGCCAGUUCCCAAGUCCAACCCAGCAGCAGCCUCAGUCACCAAUGCUGAACAAGUCCCAAACUUCAACACAACCCAGGGCCUCAUUUUCACCUCAGACAAGUCCUAAGACUAGACCAGUACCUACAAUGGCUCCUCAGAAUAAGGACGAAUCAUCAAAUCUCUCUCCUGAGACAUUUCUUCUGCCUCAAGCUCCUGCUAAGGCCUACACAGAAGCCUACGCAAAGGCCCAGGCUCUGGCCCGCAACCACUUUGAAGAGGCCAAGCACUGCCUGCAGGCCCACAUCAUCGAAGCAAUCUCUGUCUUCAAAGAUAGACGCUUGUCACCUGAGCAGGUCUCAGCCAAAGAGCGGACUCUAAAGACCCUUGACCCAGAGUUGCUAGAGGAGUUCCUGAGAGCAGCCAAAGGCAUGGAGGCCUUCUGCACUCAAUCUCAACUCAAAGAGAUGGAGUUCUUCACGCAGUCUGUGCAGUCACAGUGGAAGGAUGUGAGAGCUGAUAUCUCAGGGUUUUUGCAACAGUUGAGAUUUGAAGUAGCAAGAAAAGCUUUUAGCACAGGUUUGAGGGACAGUGAGAUGAACUUAAGAUCCUCCAGAAAAGGUCAAACACAGGCCUGUUUCUCAGCUGACUUUACGAAGGCUGAGCAGCACUUGGAGGCUCUGCAAGGGCUGAGUAGGACCCUGAGUCCUGAGGAGGCUCACCGCCUGGCUCAGACUCAGCUCCUGGAGUGUGAGAAGAGGCUGGCUGCCAUUCAGCAUCAGCUCAGCAGAGAGCAGGAUUCACCGCAGCCUGAUUCAAGUGGACCUAAUGAAGCGUCUGUGGAGAGCACUUCGACUGGGCCUGAGGUGACAGGAGAGGAACCUCCUUCAGAGGUCACCGAGCAGAGGACGUCUGAGGACAGGCUGGACGCUGACAUGCAGACAUCCAUGGAAGAAAUCACAAAGAAGGAGGCUGUAGAAAGAUAUGAAACCUGCAAACGGACGCUGCAAGCUCAGCUGGCCAAAAACGAGCAGAGCUUCAGAGAGGAUCCCUCUGACUUCAUCUCCCUGAAAGGCCUUCACACACGACUCCAAGAAAUACAGUUCCUUAGGCAGGAGACCGAGGUACUCUGGUCCGAUUAUGUAAACCAGUCUUCCCAGUGUUCCCAGUGGAGUGGGGAGUCAUGGGUGGAGCAAGAGAAGGCCGAGCUGCUGGAGCGGUGGCGCCAUCAACAGACAGCCCUCCAAAGGAGAGGCAGUUCUUUGGGCGCCGCCCUCAGACAGAUCGAUUCCACAGAGAACCACAUGGUGGACUUCAACGACCGCCUGGACCGCUACUUGAGACACUCCAAGGACAUCAGCGGCUUCACUCUGGCCAGCGCCAACAUCCUGAGGGACAUCAAGGAGCUCCAUGACAACAUUCAGAGCGAGUUGGAUCAGUUGUCCCGACUGGACCUAGAAUCCAGUGACCUGGACCCCAGAGAAUGCUUCCCUCUGACUCGAGAAGUGGAGACCCAUAAAGCCAGCCUUGAUCAGCUACGACAACAGGUCCAGAAGAGCGAAGCGGCGGCCCGUGCUCUCGACCGAUUUCUCGUUUCACUCAGCAAGGUGGACGAUGACAUAUCUGGGGUCCAAGGGGCCCCCUGCAGUGAUCCUGUGGUACUGCAAGACUGUCGCUGCAAGCUGUCUCUGAUCAGACAGAGCAUUGACAGUCUGAAAGAAAAGGCCCCUCAGCUGGACCUGCUGCUGCAGGGGGCCAGGCUGACCGUCACCAGGGACGGGUCCCCGGCCUCCUGCCUCGACAUGGUGACCGUCCUGCUGAGGAGGCUGGAGGAGGCAGACGCUGGGCUGGCCAGCCAGCAGAGGGGCCUUCAGAAAGAGACCCAGAGCAAAUCGUUUGGCCUGAGGAAGAGGAUGGUCCUGGGGGAGCUGAGGAGGCUUCAGGAUGCUGUUGAAAAACAAGGCCUGAAAGAGCCAACCAUGCCCGCUGUGCAGCACAUGCUUCGUAGUCUGGUGGACUUGGAAGGACAGCUUCACACUCAACAGUCGGAGGUCCAGAGUCUCCGUGGACUGCAGGAGCAACAGGGUGGAGAAGAGAACCUCCUCCAGGAUCUGGAAGCUCAGUGGGAAGAGACUCAGAGAAUUUUCUUUGACAGGAAGAAGCUCUGCAAUGUUCUGCUGGAGCUGUUGAAGAAGUUUCAGACCUGCCGCAGUCACCUCAACACCAGCAUUCAGAAAGCUGAGCAGACCAUCGGUGAUCAGGCCUCCUACAUGGGCAAGGAUUACCUGCAGAGAAGUGUGUCAAAGGUUUGUGAAAUGAAGGAGGAGUUGGCUGGUCUUGCUGAGAAGAUGGAGGAGAUGAGGGCUGCUUGCAAACAACUUCAAUCAGAUCUGAAGAAAUUCCCAGAUUGCACCGAGACUCCCUUUGAGGCUGAGGCUGAAACUUUGAUGGACAACUGGCUCGAUGUAACUGAAAAGACGGAUGCCUAUUUGGAUAACCUCCGGGUGGGGCUGGAACUCUGGGAGAAGCAGCUGAUGUUAGGAGGAGAGGUGGACAGCUGGGCUGGAGCUAAACUUGCCUUGUUUGCUGAAGGAAAUCCCUUCAACAACGAACAACAAGUUCUUGCCUUUAGGGAUGAGAUUCACUCAAAUGAAGAGAAUAUCCAACAUUUUCACAAGAAGUCAACUGAAAUUCAGCAGAUGCUCCAGAGUCAGGAGGCUCCUUUGGAACUCCAGGUGAUGGAGACCCAGCUGAAGAAGAGAAUGGAGCAGGUGAAGGAACUGUUUACCGACUGCACAGAUGUUUUUGAGGAAAUCAUAGCUGUGAAAAAACAUCUGUCUGAGAAGAUAGAGGAGUGUCAGACGGCUGUGGAUAAUAUUCAGAAGAGUCUCAGCAGGACUAAUGCAAAAGCAGAAGCUCAGAUACAGGACCUCUGUGCCGACCUGAACUCACAGGAGGAGCAGGCUGAGGCCGUGCUGAAGGAGGUGGGCUUGGUGUCCAGUGUAGCCAGUCCACUGGUGCUGGAGGAGCUAUCUGCAGACUGCAGCAGGCUGACAGCGGCUAUUGCCCACACCAAAGAGUUGAUCCACAUGAAGAGGGAGGAGAGGGACAAAGGCCUCGACAAGGUCAUCAACGAUGAAAGGGAACUAUUUGAGGAAUGGUUCCAGGAUUUACAGCUGUCUGUCAACGAGUGCUUUGAGAGCCCAGAGAGCAGAACAGAUGUGGAAACAUCCGUGCAAAGACUUACAGGUUUCCUCAAGUCAGAAGAUACAGAAAGACGUCUGAGCCGGCUAAGUGAUGAGCUGGAGAGAGCAAGGCAGCAGGUUCCUCCUCAGCAGCUCUCAGAGUUAAUGGACUGGCUGAAGGAGCAGCAGGAGGAGGUGGCUACAUUCAGGACCCACUGCCAGAACCGCCAACAGCAGAUGGAGUCCCUGCUGGAUGACUUGAAUGGCCUAGAGAAGCAGCACGGAGAUCUGAGUGACUGGCUGCAGGACAAAGAGAAGCAAUCAGCUCUACCAGAGAACAGGAAGCUUCUCCUCAAAGAACUCCAGGAUCACAGUGGGAGAGCUGCAGCCCUCAGUGAGCUCCUGGCAUCCAUACGCAGGCAGGGUGUUAGAGCUGAAAACAUCCUGAAAGAUGGGGACAAUUUGUUACAGCGCUACCGGAACCUGGAGGCGCGGUUGCAGAAACAGGCUGCAGACCUCGACGUUCUGGAGGAGAAGUACAGCAGCUUUAAAGCUCAGGCAGAGAGCACCAGAACCUGGAUUACUGACCUCUCCCAGCCUCUGACCUCAGCAGGGUCCGACACAGGGACUGAAGAGAUGAAGCGCAGAUCUCAGGCUAUCCUAAGCUGCAGAGCUGAAGGAGAGUCUAAAAUGAAAGACCUGCUUGGAGAAAUGGAGAAGCUGUGUAAUCAGGAGGACCCCGAUGGAAGGAGGACACUGGAUAUUUGUCUGUUGGUCAGAGAGAUGCAGAAUCAGUGGAGAACAUCCCUCCAGACUGCAGAGGAGGCUCUCAGGAAAGCAGAGACACAAGCCAUGGUGGAAGAGCUGCUGGCUGCUUUCCAAACCCACAGUGAACGCUUUGAGGCCUGGAUCAAAGACCAGAGAGAUGUUCUAGAUUCUCACAUGGAAGCUGAAGAAACCCUCCAGAAAGCAGAGGCCAUCCUGAGCUCCAGGCCUCAGGGGGAGUCCAGGCUGCAGGAUCUGAAGCAGCAAUGCCAGAAGAUCUGUGAGAUCUUAGGCUCUGAUGACAACCGGAGGAAAGAGAUCUGUGAUGUUGUGGAAUGCAUGGAGGAGCAGUGGAGGAGUGUCCUGCAGGACGCUGAGGUGACUGAGAAGAAAGCGACAAGCCAAGCUGCCACUGAGAGGGAGCUGGAGGCUUUCAAACAUCUGGAUGAAAGCUUCCAGUCCUGGAUCAGAGAGCAGAGGCAGAAGCUGCUGGGGCUGGAUGCUCGCCUGCCCUUUGAGGAGCGCUGGCAGGCUGUGCAGGCAGUAAUGAGGUCCAGACCUGAAGGAGAGUCCAAGCUGCUUGAGCUGCAGGAGCAAUCAGCCAGUCUGUCUCAGCAGCUUGAGGAGAGCAGGCAGGCAGAGGUGGAGCAGCGGCUGAACGUUUGCAGACAGAUGUGGGGCGGUCUGCUGCAGACCUGCAGACAAACAGAGCUCCGCAGUCUGCUGGACGACUUCGACCACCAGAGCAAAAACACAGAGUCCUGGAUUAAAGAGAACCAGAACAGGCUGCAGUCCGUGGGCCGACACUGCCCCCCUGAGGAGAGACACUGCCGGGCACAGUUGAGAGAAUUGGAAACCCAGCAACAGGACACUGACUGCUGGCUGGAAUGUCUGCAUCAGCAGCUGGACAUCCUGAGAGGGAAAAGCGACGCUGAGGACAGACUUCUUGCCGCCCAGACCAUCAUGAGUUCCAAGGCUGAAGGUGAUUCCAGGCUGAAGAACCUCAGCAGAUGUCAGAGGGUUUGUUCUCCGGAUCUUGAUGAGCAGAGAAAGAAAGACAUCCUGCAAAGAAUACGAAACUCUGAGGAUCUCUGGGCGAAGCUGCUAGAAGCUGCUCAACAAGCAGUGAGGGAAGCUAAAAGGCAGCAUGCUCUGGAUCUCCAACUCCGCAGCUUUGAUGCCCUGAAGGAAAGCUCCAGCAGCUGGCUGGAGGACAAGCAGCAGAUCCUGACCGCUCUGGAUUAUGAGACUGAUCCAGAACAAGCCAUAAAAACAGCACAGAACAUCCUGAGUCUGAAGCCUGAAGGAGACUCCAAACUGACCGAACUGAGAAGAAAGAGUCAGACUUUGUCUGAGCAGAAAGAUGUUUCAGAGCGCGCACGGCUGGAGGCACAGAAAGCAGCAGAAGCUUUAGAAGAGCUCUGGAAGGCCGUCCUGCAGACAGCUGAGGACACCCAGCUGAAAGCUGAGCGCCGCUACCUGCUGUCCAGAGAGAUGAAGGCCUUCAAGAACCAUGCUGGCAGCACUAAGAGCUGGACUGAAGGGCUGCAGGAACAAGCUGAUUCUCUGAACGACUGUAUGCAGGGCAGUCAGGCCCAGCUGGAGGAAAGGCUGAACACUGCACAGGCCAUCCUGAGCUCCAAGUCAGCAGGUGAAAGUCAAGUGAUGGAGCUGAAGAGACGAGCGCAGGCUCUCUGUGAGCACACAGACAUGGAGGAAGACGGGAAGCUGGAGGUUCAGCUGAUGGUCCAGGAUGUGGAGACACGAUGGGGGACCGUUCUGCAGGUCGCUGAGGAGACUCGGAGCCAGUUGCAGGCUGUUAUGGAGAAACUGCUAUCUUGCAAGUAUGAGAAAGACCAUGCUGAGGCCCGUCUGGUAGAGAUCCAGAAGCAAACAUCCAACCUUCCCCAAGUAUUCCCUUGGCCAGGCCUGGGAGAGCGAAGGCAGGCCGUGGACCAGGCCAGGAACCUCCUAGACCAGAGCACAACCUUGGUCCCUGUGCUGUCAGCUGUCCGCUCACAGGCUGAGGAGCUGUUUGAAAUGACAAAGGACCAAAGUUGGACCGAUCCUUCUUGGACAGCCUGGGAGGAGGCCAUUCCUGCUCUACUGACACAGCUGACCGAUUUGGUGACAAACUUGGAAGAGGGAAUUGAAAAGGAGCGACAAUGUGCAUUGCUCAUUGAGCAGCAUGAAGCAGCCCAGGACUGGCUGAGGGAGCAGGUCAAAGGCUUGGGACCUCCACCUGCAGACAGACAUGGGCUCCACAACGCUGUCAACACCCUGAAGGCUUUGCUGCAGACAGUGGACAGGGAGCAGAGGGAGAUGGUGGAGCUGGAUUCUGCCAAAGACUCUUUGCUGAUUCUCUGUACUCCUGGAGGUCAAGAUGCCCUCACACUUGAGGUCAGCCACCUCCAUGAGCUGUGCUCCACCUCAGAGCAGGAAGUAAGUGAACGACUGCAGACCUGCAAAGGUCGGUUAGAGGAGAUGGACCAUGAGUUGGCCCGGGUGUCCCAGGAGCUGAAGGAGAGAGCAGCUGCGCUUCAAUGGGAGCUCCGCUCUCUGGACCAGGCGUUUAGCUACAGUGAGCCGCAGAACAACAUGGCUCAGCUUCAGCAGCAUUGGCAGAGUCUGCAGAACUGUGAGGACUCGCUGCAGGACUUGGGGGUCAAAGUUCAUGAUCUUUACCAAGAAGUAAAAUCAGCAACCUUUACCAAUGAGCUUCCUUCAGAGGUUAUCAGUUUGGUUGCUUCUUUAUGCCAGCAACAUGCCAGUCUGGAAUGUAGGCUCAGUGACCACCAGGGGGCGUGCUCUACCAACACAGCUCAUUAUCUGAAGGACUGUAUCUCUGCCAUGCAGCGCUGGAGCCACAGCGACCUUUCAGGCUCAGCUUCUGCUCUGCAGGUUAUUUUAGAAGAAAGUGAGAAGCUGCAAAACAAUCUGCAAGAAGCUCUUUCUCAUGAACAGUUUCUUACAUACUGCCUGACAGCAGAUUUGUUUGAGAAAUUUAAGAAAGAGUGCUUAGAGACCCUCGGGAAAGUAGAAGUACACAAGGCCUUGCUAAGUCACAGAUUGAAGGACAUUGAGCAGAAAGACAAACAGCUGCCUGAUGAUUCCACCUCAGAUGUUAAACUGUUGGACACCAAAACUGCUGUUGUGGCGCCACCGCGUAAGAACAAGCGUCCCCAUGAGAAGCAAAGUGUAGCAGAUAAAUCCACAUCUUCUCUGGAAGAACUGUCAGUUGAGGAAAUGCAGAUAAAAGUGCAAACAUGUGACGUCUUAAAACAUCCCACCUGUGAAGAACCUUCACCACUACCACCAAGAAGAAAAUCAAAGAGUUUUGGAAAAGAAUCGGGUCCUAAAAAGAUGGACUCUGAAGUGAAGAAAGCCAUAGCAAUCCACAGCACUGAUGACACAUGUAGAGAGCCACAGGCCAAGAUAGAAGAAAUCAGUAGUGAGGCCAGAAAUCGAGCAGUACCCUCAGAGACAAAUGAUGCUGAAUCAGAACCAGAUCAGGAAUGUCUGAAGAAUGCUCCAUCUGUUGUGGAGGCAGAUACAGGUGCUGUGCAUGAUUCACAGUUUGUUCAGGACCACAAUGAUCCGUCUCUUAUGGGACAACAAGAAGUUUUGCCUCCCAGACGGAAAUCAAAGAGUCCAAAAUUUACCCCCAAAAAUCUGAACCAACAACCUGAGACCAGUAAUGGAGAAGAAUCCAAACUAGUACCAAUCAGAAGAAAGUCAAAGUCUGCCACCCCACCCGUAACUUCUAUACCAACUGCUAUUGUUGGCAGUAGUACAGUGUCUGAACCUGAAGAUAAUAAGAUCACACCUGUCAGCUCGGAAUCUUCAGACAUCCACAUUGAAACAGAAACAAGAACAACCACCAAUGCAGAGAUAGAUAAACCUCCAACCAAUGGAAAAUCAAAAAACAAACUAUCGGAAAUUACUGAUAAAAACCAACCUAAGGCUGGUGUUACCAAUCCACUACUUAGUUCUGAAGAGCAGCAACUUAAUGUUGUUGGAAAUGCUGCAGUUAUACCAAGUGGGCAAAUUUCAAAGAGCCUUGAAGAUUCUGCAGCCCCUGAGCCGGUUUACUCUGCCAGUAGAAUCCCAGGUGUGCACCCUAAGGGGACCCAACAUGAAGCCCUGAGGUGCUCUGCCACAGAAACCUUUACAGUACAACAGAAAAGUAAUGUUCUGCCACCCAAGAGAAAGUCAAAGAAAACAGAACCUUUUCUUGUACCUCCUCCUAAGACCGAGGAUGAGCCUGAAGGUGGUAAACCUCCAGAGUUUUCAACUUCAGAUGAGCACAAAGGAUUAAUUGAACCUUUCCAGAUGGAAAAAGGAAAGACUUCAUCAGCCACAAGGACCUCAGGAAUCCUGGAACCAUUGCAAGACCCCCGCGCUUCAGAUGGAACAGAGAUUGCAAUUUUAACAGAAACAGUUAAGAGAGAAUUUCCAAGUAGUGACCUUUCAGCAGCCGUCCAGUCUGUGACCCUUCUGGAGUCUUGUGAAACAAAGGAAGUACCUGAAAGUGUAGGAACUUCUGAUCAGGAAGAGCAUGGGUUCUCUCCAACCACAAGGUCAAAUAUUCCUGAAAACCUUAACAAGGAAGAAACAGUGGGCAUGCAAAAUGUUCAGAUAACAAAAGGUGAAGAUGUCUUACAAACCCAGUUAGCAGGUUCUGACAGUCUGCUUCUUCUAGGCCGACAGUUGGUCACACCAUCAACUGAAACAAACUUCUCACUUUUGCCUGAGACCACAGAGAAAUCCAAAUCUCCAAGUUUCAAAGAGCAGGUAGCCAUUGUUGAUGCAAACAAGGCUGACAUUACAUCAACUAUACUUACAGAAUAUGAUAAUCGGGAAACUCAAAGUGAAGAGCAAGUUUUAGUGGAAGAUGGACAGGCUGAAAUAUUAGCAAGCGUGUCCAUUAAAUCUUUAGCAAACAACGAAAAGUCAAAGAAUGGGAAGCUUUCUGUUGAAAACCUUAAUAAUGAUACAAUUCCAACAAAUGUUGAGUGUAAUAAUAAAAGCUCAAUCCAACCUUCCACUGAGCAAACAGAUUUUAUGUUGGUAAUAACUGACCCUGGUCAAACAAGGGAAGACCCUAAAAGAGCUGAGCCCUCAGCAGUUCUGGAUUCACAAUAUAAUCCUGAAACAAACGCCGAUAUAGUCACUAAUGAAGCUAAAAAUGAGCAUGACGGUGCUAAACCAACCACAGCUAUGAUGUUCCUUACAACCAAGACAGAAAAGGAUGGCGUGGACAGUAAAACUACUACAGAAGAUCUAAACUCAGAAAAUGAAGAUGUUUUCCAAGACCAGAAUCAACAAGAAAUUCCUACAGUUGUGCCUCAAAACCUGGAGAAAGAAUCUUCAGCCCUCUCAGUAGUACCCUACAAAACUUGCAAACCACGAUUACAGAUUUUAGAGAAGACCGUGACAGAUGCUUCACGGCAAACAGAUGCCCAAUGUUCAGAAGUAGACUUGGACAGCACUUCCAGAGAGCAGUUCUCUACUCCCUCUGACUCUACAGAUGGUUCUACGGCCGCACAGUUACAGCUUAUGGAUGAAUGGUCUGGUGGUUUGCAGGCAAAUGAAACAGAAAAGGAGCCUAAUACAGCGAGAGCCUCUUACACCCAACAACCAGAUGCACCAACAACCAAUCAGGUGAAAUGUGACUUAUUCACAACACCAGCAAGUCCCCUAGUUGCCCGAGUCCCUCCGAAAAAAGAGGAACUAAUGGACAUGAAAGCAUCAGAGAGUCAGAUAACAGAAGAGGCUGCUGGGGAGCUUCCAGCUUCAUGGAACUAG
Molecule: messenger RNA, 15665 nt
Organism: Cyprinodon variegatus (sheepshead minnow)
Lineage: Eukaryota; Metazoa; Chordata; Actinopteri; Cyprinodontiformes; Cyprinodontidae
Product: nesprin-2-like
Exons: 58
Coding region: 117-15665 (5182 amino acids)
Molecular function (GO): protein binding
Source: RefSeq, a predicted model, not a curated record